Messenger RNA from Striga asiatica, 303 nucleotides. The record is from the annotation of a GenBank genome assembly. NCBI's taxonomy places the organism in Eukaryota, Viridiplantae, Streptophyta, Magnoliopsida, Lamiales, Orobanchaceae.
AUGCGCCUAGGGUUUGCAGAUCCCCUUUCUGCGCCCUUCCUUCGGGUGCUUCGACGAGAGUGGGCUGGACGGAAGACGGUGGCUGGAGAGGGGGUGAGGUCGGGUCGCCGUGGUCGGACUGAUGGGCUCGGUGUUUCAAGCUGGAUUCAAGGUACGCUCGAUUGGUCCUUGUGGCUAUCUCGCCGUCGAUUGAUACGGUUCUGUUCCGCCGGAGUUUUGGUGACUGUAAGAGCGGAAACAUCACGUUCGUCUGGCCACAACCCGCUCGACUUAGACCAGUUUCUGAUUGGGAUCCAAACGUAG